Messenger RNA from Neogale vison (American mink), 2700 nucleotides. It is a transcript of the gene ADAM18, whose product is annotated as ADAM metallopeptidase domain 18. The transcript has 20 exons. NCBI's taxonomy places the organism in Eukaryota, Metazoa, Chordata, Mammalia, Carnivora, Mustelidae. Gene Ontology annotation, cellular component: plasma membrane. Gene Ontology annotation, molecular function: metalloendopeptidase activity. Bases 1 to 2700 code for a protein of 899 amino acids. The record is from RefSeq and is a predicted model, not a curated record. Gene Ontology annotation, biological process: proteolysis; binding of sperm to zona pellucida; cell adhesion.
AUGGGCCAGCCGUGCUGGACUUUCCGGAGUACUGACCACGAGCCUCAGAGCUGCCCAACGGCCUUCAGCCUCGGAGGUGCUGGCAGCGCUCUGGACAGCCAUGUUCCUUCUGUUUGCACUGCUCUCUAUGUUUGGAGGGCUGCGUGCCCACCUGGCCCAUUUUUAUCCCAGGACUUUUUGAUUUAUACAUAUAAUGAAACUGGAUUUUUGCAUUUAGAGUCUUCAUAUUUUAAGAUACAUUGCCAUUACCAAGGAUAUUUUGCAGAUAUUCCAAAUUCCCUUGCAACACUCAGCAUUUGUUCUGGACUCAGGGGAUUCCUUCAGUUUGAAAACAUCAGCUAUGGAAUUGAGCCAUUGGAAUCUUCAGCACAAUUUCAGCACAUAAUUUAUCAAGUGAAAAAUGAGAAUCCAACUAUACCACUGUUAGCAGAAAAUUAUAACAAUAUUUGGCAGAAAGAACAACCCUAUAAAGAUAAUUUAAGCUUACAGGAAACAAUACUUUCAAAAAUAUUACCCCAAUACCUAGAAAUGCACAUUAUAGUGGAAAAAGCUUUGUAUGAUUAUAUGGGAUCAGAAGUGAUGGCUGUAACACAGAAAAUUAUCCAAAUUAUUGGUCUUGUCAACACUAUGUUUACCCAGUUCAAACUGACUGUGAUGCUGUCCUCCUUGGAAUUGUGGUCAGAUAAAAACAAAAUUUCUACCAACGGGGAUGCUGGUGAUAUAUUACAAAGACUUCUCAUAUGGAAACAGGACUAUCUUAUCCCACGGCCCCAUGACAUAACAUUCUUACUUAUUUACAGGAAACGUCCUGCAUAUUUGGGAGCAACAUUUCCUGGCACAAUAUGCAAUAAAAGCUAUGAUGCAGAUAUUGCUAUGUAUCCAGAUGCAAUAACUUUGGAGGGAUUUUCCGUUAUUAUAGCUCAACUACUUGGGCUUAAAAUGGGAUUAACAUAUGAUGAUAUUAAUAACUGUUCUUGUCCAAGAGCUACAUGCAUAAUGAAUCCUAAAGCAGUGGGUUCCAGUGGUAUAAAGAUUUUUAGCAACUGUAGCAUGUAUGACUAUAGAUAUUUUGUUUCAAAAUUUGAGGCUAAAUGUCUUCAGAACUUUUCAAAUUUGCAACCAUUAUAUCAAAAUCAAUCAGUAUGUGGUAAUGGGAUGUUGGAACCUAAUGAAGAAUGUGACUGUGGCAGCCAAGAGGAAUGUCAGUUUAAGAAGUGCUGUGAUUUUAAUACAUGUAAACUGAAAGGCUCAGCAAGAUGUGGUUCUGGACCAUGCUGUACAUCAAACUGUGAGAUAGCAGUAGCAGGCAUUCCAUGUAGAAAGAGCGUUGAUCAAGAAUGUGAUUUUACAGAAUAUUGCAAUGGAACAUCCAGUAAUUGCGUCCCUGACACUUAUGCAUCAGAUGGCAUGUUGUGCAGUUUGGGAACUGCAUAUUGUUAUAAAGGACGAUGCCAAACUACUGAUAACCAAUGUGCCCAGGUACUUGGAGAAGGUGCUCAAGGUGCUCCAUUGGCCUGUUUCAAAGAAAUUAAUUCCCACAUUGACAAAUCUGGAAACUGUGGUUUUAAAAAUUCACAACCAUUACCUUGUGAUCAGAAGGAUGUUCUCUGUGGAAAAUUAGCUUGUGUUUGGCCACUUAAGAAUUACAAAAAUGAUGUUCAAUCUGCAGUUUAUUCAUAUAUUCAAGGGCAUGAAUGCAUAUCUAUAGCUAAUGGGUCAUCAGUGAGAUCAGAUGGAAGAGAUUAUGCCUAUGUAGCUGAUGGAACUGUUUGUGGUACACAAAUGUACUGUAUAAAUAAAACCUGCAAAGAAGUUCAUUUGGCAGGAAACAAAUGUAAUGCUGUUACAAAAUGCAGAGGAAAUGGAAUAUGUAAUAAUUUGGGUAAUUGUCAUUGCUUUCCUGGCUAUAGGCCUCCACAUUGUGAAUUCCAGAUUGGCUCACCAGGGGGAAGUAUUGAUGAUGGAAAUGUCCAGAAAUCUGGUGAUUUCUUUCAUCAAAAAGACUCCAGUGCACAGCAGAACAACUGGCUUAUUCUGAGUUUCUACAUUGUUCUGCCCUUUAUCAUAAUAUUCGCCAUUAUGAUCAUGAAACGAAAUGAAAUGAGAAAAUCAUGCAACAGGGAGAAUGCAGCAUAUGAAGGGUUUGGAGAAUACAGUAGUAGUUGCCAAGAGUUAGGGAUAAUGAGAAGAGUGGUAAUUCAGUCAUUGUGCCAGAAAACUACAACGUGGACCAUUAAAAUUGCCAAACAUUUCACCAGCAAAUGGCCCGUUAUUAAAGGAGAAAACGCAUUUUAUGACCCUUACGUCAUCCCUGAACACAUUUCCAAUGUCCGCAGUUUGAAAAAUAAAGCCCAAGCCCACGAGGGCAGAGGACAAGCUGGCAUAUGCCUUCCUGUGUGCAAGGGGCGGUGGGUGGGCUUCUCCGGACUACGACUGUGCACAUGCGACUCGACAGAGGGGCGGGAUGGGCGGAGCAGCCGUGCCCCCUAUGUGCGCCCCCCCCCUCCUCCGCCUCCCCACAGACCUGUGCACUCCUCUGCCCCACCCACCGGAGUUUGCAGGGCCCCACUGGGAGUGGCCUCCAUUAAGCAGCCAACAGCCGCUACCGUGCUAAGACCAGCAGGCUGCGCAGUGCUGUCUUUCCUGGUGAUCCUCUAUCCUCUCAUGCCUGGGCAGGCUGACCUCCGUGGGCCAUCUUAA